Cotesia congregata is the source of this 534-nucleotide messenger RNA. The record is from the annotation of a GenBank genome assembly. NCBI's taxonomy places the organism in Eukaryota, Metazoa, Arthropoda, Insecta, Hymenoptera, Braconidae.
AUGUCAAAUAAAGAAAGUAUCGAAAGUUUAGUUUUGUGUGCUGACUAUGUGUUUGGAAAUGAGAAUUGGUCACAUGAGAUCAAAUCUCAAACUAUAGAUAAUAAAUCAAAGAAGUGUGCUACUGAAUGCUUUACGGUAGUUAGAAUUUCUUUACGAGAUGGAAGAUUUCAUGAAGGGAUUGGCUGCUACGAAGAUGUUGAUAAUGAAGACAAAAAUAGUUUUGCAGAAAUUAGAAAGAAAUCAUUAACUGAUGGAAUUUUCAACGCUUUGUUCUAUUUUAAAGAGAUAAGAGAUUAUUUAGAGAGAAAAAAUAAUGAAAGAAUGAUUCGUUUAAGUAAACAAGAGGAAAAACAAAGACAAUGGAAAUUAAAAAGAGGAGCUGAACAGAAAACAGAAGCAGGAGAUGAGGAUAUGAAGACACGAGGUGGAGGAGAAGAGGAUAUGAAGUCACGAGGUGAAGAAGAAUCCAUAGAAAGCGAAGAAAUAAAUGUGACAAUUAAGAAAAUGUGCCGUCCAAGAAAAUUGAGAAAAUAA